AUGAGCAACGACGCCGGGAAAGAGCUGUUGGACCUGCUGAAGAACCCCUUUAGUUCUCAGCUUGCCAAGAACUCAGUCUGGGCUGCUCUGGGCACCUCACUCGGUGUCACUCUCGGUAUUGCCGUCACCUUCUCAUUUCUUCGACCGUACAACCAGUCCGUCUAUGCGCCCAAGCUUAAGCAUGCCGACGAGAAACAUGCUCCGCCGCCCAUCGGUAAGAAAAUCUGGUCCUGGAUCCCGCCGCUAUGGAACACGACCGAGGAUGAGCUGGUCCACCAUGUCGGCUUGGAUGCCACUGUCUUCCUCCGCUUCGUCCGCAUGUGUCUCUACAUAUUCGCAACCAUUUCUGUUUUCGGUCUUGGAAUCCUGAUCCCUACCUACCUGAGCACUGCAGAGAGCAGUUCGACCAAGGAUAGGUCCUGGAUCGAUCUGAUCACUCCCAUUGCAGUCUGGGGCGAUGCGUACUGGGCACAGGUCGCAGUAGCGUACAUCAUCACUUUUACCGUUAUGGGCUUUCUGUGGUGGAACUAUCGCAAGAUAUUGCGGCUUCGACGCAAGUAUUUCGCGAGCGAAGAAUACCAGAACAGUUUGCAUGCCCGGACCCUCAUGUUGUACGAUAUUCCCAAAGCCAAAUGCUCUGACGAGGGCAUUGCAACAAUCAUCGACGAAGUCGUGCCGGCCUCAUCUUUCUCCCGCACCGCCAUCGCCCGCAACGUCAGAGAACUUCCCAAGCUGAUUGAGCAACAUGACCAUACCGUUCGCAAGUUGGAAGAAGUACUGGCAAAGUACAUGAAGAAGCCCGACCGGCUUCCGGCUGCCAGACCGAUGUGCAAGCCCUCCAAGAAGGAUCCCUCUUUCGCGACGUAUCCCAAGGGACAGAAAGUCGACGCCAUCGAAUACCUAACCCAGCGGAUCAAAGAGCUCGAAAUCGAAAUCAAAGAGGUCCGCUUGAGUGUUGACAAGCGGAGCACCAUGCCUUAUGGUUUCGCCAGUUACGCAGACAUUUCCGAGGCGCACAACAUCGCAUAUGCCAGCCGCAAAAAACACCCGCACGGCGCAAGUAUUUCCAUGGCCCCGCGUCCAAACGAUAUCCUUUGGGACAACCUGGUAUUGACCCCUUCGGUGCGCCGGUGGAAACGUAUUGUGAACAACCUCUGGAUCGCGGUGCUUACCAUUGUCUGGAUCGCCCCGAACGCUAUGAUUGCCAUCUUCCUCAUCGAUCUGAACAACCUCGGCAAGGUCUGGCCGGCCUUCCAGACGGAACUGCUGACCAAUCCCGAAUGGUGGAGUAUUGUCCAGGGUAUUGCAUCUCCUGGUCUGAUGUCACUGGUAUAUCUCGUCUUGCCCAUGAUCUUCCGUCGACUCUCGAUGAAAGCUGGAGAUCGGACCAAGACGGGUCGCGAGAGGCACGUCCUGGCCAAGUUGUACGCCUUCUUCGUUUUCAACAACCUGAUCGUUUUCUCGCUCUUCAGUACCAUCUGGUCAUUGGUGUCGGCAGUUGUGAGCGAAACCAGCGAAAAGAGUGUCGACGCCUGGCAGGCCAUCAUCGACCAGAACCUUGCAACCACCAUAUUCACGGCGCUUUGCUCAGUCAGUCCCUUCUGGGUCACUUGGCUACUUCAGCGUAACCUCGGUGCCGCUAUCGAUCUCGCCCAGCUUUGGAAACUCAUCUACAGCUUCUUUGUGCGAAAGUUCUCGAGUCCGACGCCCAGAGAGCUCAUUGAGCUUACGGCACCUCCGACCUUUGAAUAUGCCUCUUAUUACAACUACUUCCUCUAUUACGCGACCGUUGCUCUGGGUUUCUCUGGAAUUCAGCCGUUGGUUCUUCCUGCUGCCGCGUUGUACUAUGGAAUCGAUUACUGGCUCAAGAAGUACCUGCUGCUCUACAUCUUCGUCACCAAGACCGAGUCCGGAGGCAUGUUCUGGCGCGUCCUGUUCAACCGCAUGCUGUUCGCCGUUUUCUUGUCAAACUGCGUUUUCUUCCUCAGCUCAUGGGCUCGAGCCGACUGGGCCUACCACAGCCAGGCCUUUGCCAUCAUUCCGCUGCCCAUUCUGUUGAUCAUUUUCAAGAUCGUCUGCUCCCGACUGUAUGACGACAAGAUCCACUACCUCUCGACCACUAACGUCGCCAAGCACCCCGAGGCCGGAGUCAUGAAAGAAACUCGCCUCCGCAGCGAGCGCUUGGCAUCGCGUUUCGGCCAUCCAGCCUUGUACAAGCCUCUCAUCACGCCGAUGGUACACCAGAAGGCCCAGCCUUACUUGCAUGUUGUGUACAAAGGUCGCCUCUCGGAUGGAAGAGAUGUUAACACCGGCGAUAUGAUGAGCGUUUCUGGCUACUCAGAUGUGUACGCGUUGGAUCCCAUGAAGUCUGGCAAGCCCGGCAAGUCAGCGGGUAUCCCCGGCUUUGAGUUCGUUUCCGAGUCGAACCUGGAUUUCGAAUUCUACAAGAAUAGGGCGGAGUUCGCAGAGGAGCAUGGCCAGGGUGACAUCUUUGGACGGGACCCCGACAUCAUGCGCCCUGGCACACCUGGAUCGAUGUCUGACUUUGGCUCUCGUCCUGGAACGCCCACGGGUGCCCCUUUACAGGGUGGCAUGACCGGUCAGCGCCGCGAUGUUUCCGGUCAGUCUGGAUUCUCGGCUUCUAGGCCUACUCCGCCUUCCGGGUACAUGUCACCGACUGGAAGCGGCCGCCAGUCCCCUACCAUGGGACCGCCGCAAGCUGGCUUCGCUCAACAAUCGACCAUGGGCGAACGGUCCCGCAGCCCCCUGUACACCAUCAACAGCAACGGGAGCGAUACGGCGCUCGUGAGAAAUGCCGCAGGUAUGCCAAUGAGCGCACAUACGGCCGGCGGACCGACUAUUGGCGCGCUAGGCGGCGGACCGAGGGGGUAUAGUGGACUCCCUCAGGCCGAUGCCGAGACGUCCGAUCUAGACCCGACUCAAUAUGACUACUUCCGUGGAUCAGCAAGGCGGCGCCAAAACGACCAAUGGUAG
This is a messenger RNA of Colletotrichum orchidophilum, 2994 nucleotides long. RefSeq lists its product as uncharacterized. The record is from RefSeq and is a predicted model, not a curated record. Gene Ontology annotation, cellular component: plasma membrane. Lineage: Eukaryota; Fungi; Ascomycota; Sordariomycetes; Glomerellales; Glomerellaceae. The transcript has 3 exons. Bases 1 to 2994 code for a protein of 997 amino acids. Gene Ontology annotation, molecular function: calcium-activated cation channel activity.